Molecule: messenger RNA, 6458 nt
Organism: Dermacentor albipictus
Lineage: Eukaryota; Metazoa; Arthropoda; Arachnida; Ixodida; Ixodidae
Biological process (GO): protein dephosphorylation; negative regulation of protein kinase activity
Molecular function (GO): protein serine/threonine phosphatase activity; cation binding
Source: RefSeq, a predicted model, not a curated record
UGCUCCUCGCCGCCCGCACGCCAGGCUCUGCGUUGUCGCCGAGCGAUCAUUAUCCUCCCGUCACAGCCCUUCCUGCUGCUAUGGAGGAGAGGUCGAUUACCGAGUACCUCAGUUCCUAUUCGAAUGUGAACAGCCCCGAGAGCCCGGACGACGGGGUUCAGCACCGCAAUGGUCACCAAGGAGAGCGCACCAUCGACCCGGAGGACGUGGAAGCGGAGGUUUUCGACUGGGUGCUCACCCACCUCGAGCCCAGACAAUGGCCCUUGAGUCUGAGCACUGUCUUGGCAAAGACUGUGGCACACCAGAUGAACACAUCCCUGAAGCUCAAGGCUGGGGGCUACACAGAUGAAGAUUUGGCUGUUGGCAGACUUCGAGCAGCUGCAUUGGAGGCACUGGCUGAGCAAUGUGCCAUCUGGAGAGAACAACCUGAACUGGCUCAAGAACUGCCCCACACACCUGCAGCGUCCCUUCCCGUGUCGGCGCAUGGUGUACGCAACAACAGGCGCAAGAUGGAGGAUCGCCACCUGGCUCUCCCAGACCUCAACUUUGCACUAGGACUACAGGGCCUUCCACAGUGCAGUUACUACGCAGUUUUUGACGGUCAUGCUGGUGUGGAGGCAGCUGACUAUGCUACUGCGCACCUUCACCGCAACAUAGCUGCACAGCCAGACUUUGUGACCAACCCAGUGAAUGCUGUACGAGAAGGCUUCCUCCUGACAGACCGAAACUUCCUACAGCGAUCUUCGAAAGAGGGCCUCAAGAGUGGCUGCACGGCUGUCUGCUGCCUUGUGCGUGAACAGCGACAACUUGUUGUAGGCUGGCUGGGUGACUCUCAAGCCAUCCUAGUCAGGAAAGGCAUCCCCAUGUCCUUGGUCAACCCUCACAAGCCUGAGAGAGAGGACGAAAGAAAGAGAAUAGAAGAACUGGGAGGAAUGGUCUUGCUGAUGGGCAUCUGGAGGGUAAACGGCACACUUGGCGUUUCAAGAGCAAUCGGAGACGCCGAGCAUAAACCCUAUGUGACCAGCGAACCAGAUGUGAUCAGCAUGGACCUUGAUGGCACAGAAGACUUCCUCGUCUUGGGUUGUGAUGGGCUCUGGGACCAACUGAGCCCUCAGGAGGUGGCUGCAAGGGUGUACCACGCAGUUCUCGAUGACCCUGAGAGUGCACCCUACGUGUCCCACACGCUUGUGCAGGGAGCCAGAGACCUUGGCUCAUCUGACAACAUCACAGCAGUGGUUGUCUUUCUGCGUGAUCCUCGCGACUUUGACGCUUCAGUUAUCGACGUUGCGAGCUUGGUCCCAGAGAAAACUGCUGCGAGCGAGCUUCCUACACCACCCAUUGAAGAUGCAAAAGAGGCCUUCAAUGCAAGUGAAUUUGAUGCUACCAAGUUUAACAGCAAUGGCUACGGAGCCCACCUGUUUGAUGCUGAAGCUGUGAAUUCCCAUGCCUAUGAGCAUGCCAACGAAAGUGAAAUUCUUCAGGUGGCGUCUGAUGUGGUGCAAGGGACAAUUGAAACUGCACUGCACAGGGUCAACGAAGAUGUCAUUACUGCUGGCCAAAUUGUCGAUCAAGUGCACCUUCUCCACACUGAAGAGAGUGGAAAGUUCCCAGAUUUGCCAGAACAAUUUCAUGGUGCUGUCCCUGCUGAUGGUGGUCUUGAGGACAAGUUUGAUCAGCCUGAUGGCAUCUCGCAUGCUGCUAAUGGAUACGGCGACAACAUACCAGUGCACCCCGCUGUGCACCACAACCGAUUUGAUGACGAGGGCUAUGGGCACGACCUUGAGACAACCGAUUGCCUUCAGAGCUCAGCAGUUGCAGCAGCUCUCGAAGAAAGUGGCACUGAAAGUGCUGAACAGUUUUCUUCCUUUGUUGAAGGAGCUAAUGAGGCUAGCAACAGCCAACUCGAACUGGCUCAUGAACAGACUUUCUGUACAGCGUCAAAUAUGACACCGCAGUAUCAGUUCGAUGCUGGCUCAACAGGCCAUGAACUUGAGGCCAGGCAGCCUUCACCAAUUGGCCCUUGUGCGUUGCCUGAAGAUCCACAGCCCGUUGCUGCAGAACUACCCGGAGCUCCUUUGGAGCCUGAGAUGUUGAGAGAGGCUGAGCUUCCAGAUGAAGGAGUGGAUUUGAGCACUCUUCCUGAGGAUGCCCAGGAGCUGGAGGCAGCGAAAGAGCAACCUGUGUCAUCGGUCGUUCAAGACGAAUGCCUUAGUGCAUUGCCAGAAGACCAACAGGAUUUCAAGCCCGCACAGUCUGGUGAUAUGUCUUGUGUUGUAUUGCCAGGUGCCACUGAGCAAAUGGCUGCAGUGGCUGAUCCCAUCCUCGCAAUGCAAGAUGCAACUACAUUGGAUGUUGAACAUCCAGAUUACAUCCACGGGGAAAUGCUACACCCUGACAGCAUCCACGGAGAAAUGCUACACCCAGACAGCAUCCACGGAGAAAUGCUACACCCAGACAGCAUCCACGGAGAAAUGCUACACCCAGACAGCAUCCACGGAGAAAUGCUACACCCAGACAGCAUCCACGGAGAAAUGCUACACCCAGACAGCAUCCACGGAGAAAUGCAACAGCUUGAUCACAUCCAAGGGGAAACGCAGUCAAUGCAGCCAUUAGAGUCGCAGCAUGCCUCCGCUGAAUGCAUAAAGAAUGGCGCUGACACUGAAGUAGCGGCCAGUGGCCUUGGUUUUAAUCAGCCUCUUAGCAUCCAGUCGGACGACCUUGUGUCCAUUGACCUUAACAGCUCAGCCAUGCAGUCACUUGCCGAGACAAGUGCGCCUCCUCACACAGUAGAUAAUGCAUUUGUUUCUGGGACUGUUCCAGAGCCUCAUGAGGAUAUGAGCAUUGGAUAUUGUGCUGAAAGUGAUGCCCGCCAUGAUCAACCUGUUGGUGAAAAAUUGGAGAGCCUGGGUACAGAUGAUGCUGAUGACACCUCUUUGGGUGGGUCUGCAGAGUCAAUUGUUGAGAAAGUGGCUGCAGAACCUGUGCAGCAGGAGAGUGCGGUUCUCUUUUGUGAGCUCAAAGAUACUCCCCCUGCAGAGAGCAUUCUCGACCAACAGGUUGCUGAUGGUGAACAAAAAGUUGACAAUCUCGGCUACAACAUUCCUGUUGAGCAGCAAGUACCAGCACAAGUGUCUGAUGUUGGGCCCCAAAUUGAAAGUUCAGUACUUGGUGGCCAAGUUACUGAGCCUUUUGCUGAAGAUUCUUUUACUGUUCCUACAACUACUGAAAGCCCACACAUCUUUGAACAAAUGCCUGAAGAAACCUCCUUGCUAUCUGUGGACACUCGCCUGCAAGUUCAGCAACCUGCAGCCACUGCCAUAUCUCCAAUCAGUGAUGUUGAAAAGCCUUGUGAACAGCCAGACGAGCAGAGUGUGAGUCUCCAGCCGCAGAGUCCCGUGAUUGAGACUCUUUUGGAGGAGAACUCGGCUACUCUUCAGGAGGUGCAGUCUAUGAGCAAGCAAGCAAAAGCUGCAGUUGACGAAACACCUGCUCCUGUUGUUGAUAUUGGUGCUAUUCCAGAGAACAUUCCGGAGGCAGAUGGAGUCACGGAAGACUCAGACUCUGAGAAGGACAGUGGGUGGCAAUUUGUAAAACCUGUGGAGCCAGCCAUUUCACCGUCGGGGCUGUUGUCAAAAGAGGCUUGUGACACUUUGAGCCAAAGUUCUUGCACUGUUGCGGAGACCAUUCAUGGAGAACAGAAGGAAGCAGCGUUUUCUGAACAAAUUGCAAGCCCUGCUGGAGACAGUUCCAUUGAGCCAAAGGCAGAUGCCGUGUCUGAUGUGAAGCAAGACUCAUUACCCGAAACAAAAGUUGAAGUUGCAGCCAAGCACACACAGGACGUAUUGCCUGAACAGAAGGCUAGCACACCAAAAGUUGCUGCCACAGCAAAGUCCUCUCCAGCUGCACAGAAAACAAAACCAACUGCUAAAGCAUCACCUGCUCCCAAGCCAAGGACUUCUUCCACUGACAAGCCUGCAACAAAGUCUCUCGCUACAAAGACUGAAACAGCUGCUAAGACUACGCCAGCAGCAAAGUCUCCAAUGAAAAAACCUGUUGCUGGCAAACCUGUGACAACAACUUCGACACCAAAACAGAGCAGCUCAGCAAACACUGCAGCAAAGAAAGAAACAAGCCUGACCCACAGAUCUGAGCCCACCAAGCCCAAAUUGUCUACACUUUCUACUGAUAUGCCAUCCAAGAAACCAGUAGCCGCAUCUUCUAGACCUGCUACUGGAACUACGAGGCCCACCUCUGCAGCCUCAAAGCCCGUAGAAAAGAGCACAGCUCCAGUGACAAAGGCAAAACCAACAGCUGCAUCAGCCACAGCACCUCGUACAAGAACAUCCGUCGGAUCUGCAAUGUCUGCUGGCAAGACAGAAGUUGGCACAACUGAAAAAAAGCCUGCACCUAAGCCGGCACCAACUAGGGCUCCCAUUUCCAGGACUGCACCUAGAACUACGCAGCCUGCCAGCAGCAGCAGCUCUGCACCUAGAGUUGGACCAGGUGCACCAGCAAGUCGCCCGGCUGCGGCAGCAACUUCAAGGCCAGCAACGUCAAGGGUUGGCAGCACCUCCACCGCUGCCAAGAAGACUGACACCAGCCCUGCAGCUGCGAAGAUGUCUGCUGCGAGGGUUCCAGCCACACGAGAGGCAAAGCUCAACAAAGAGAGCACCAACCAGCAGCUGGCUGGUGCAAGACGAACAGAAACAACUCGGAGAACUGCUGCUGGCAGGACAGCUGCCACAUCAAAAAUGUCUGCAGCGGCUGCAGCAAAAGCAACAGCAACGAGUAAGUAUUCGGCUGUUAGAGCCGUUCCCAAGGGUGGCGCUGCGGCUGCUGCUGCUAAGGCCGCUGCUGCUGCUACUGAUGCUGAAACCCAGAGCAAAGAAGAGUCGGCUGCCAACUGCAAUGGGACGCCAGAAGAGAAGGGCACCCUGGAAGAGAAGGACAACAAGGAAGCCUGUGCACCCGGCAGUGGGCCAGUCAACCUAAGCAAUGGCAGCCAUCUGGAAUGUGACAAGAUUGCUAAAGCAGAUGUCGUUGCAGACAUGCCCGAUGCCCCUGCUGUGGAUGUGUAGUUUCACUAUCUCGACUCUCUACUAGUCAUUCUGCUCUGUCCUGUGCUUUUUUUUUUUUAAUCUUGAGAUGCGCAACAGUAUUUUUGACAGCUCCUUUUACAACGAAAAACGCGCAGGGACAAAAAAAAUGCAUGCAUGCUACAGAAUUAUAGGUACAAGGUCACUCUCAGUACGGGAAGUCUUUGGUACUUGCGCACCUCUUUUUACGCAUCUUUUCAUUUACACAUUUGAUCGGGUGCAGGUAUUGACUGGUGCUUGUGCCAGGAUUUUUUUUCUCCCCUGCCUAUUUUACCUAGCGUAGUUGUAUGCAUAUGCUGUCAUGCCCUGUUCUGAAGUUUGUAGUUUUACUCUUUCUCUCUCGAUGGGAGAGAAGGUUUGCGCCCAGAUGCGAGUGAAUACCAAAGACUGCUUGGAUGCCUUGCAAGCUUCGCUUUUCUUCUACUUUCGCAAGCCCCUCGCAGCAACUACGAAGUUGCAAAGGCAUUCAGGAAGCAGCAAGACAGACUCGCUUCUCGGGCCGGUGUUAUUUAUUUUUGCAUCAAGUGUCCUUAAUGAAAGAAACGAGGGGCUUGCCUUGUUUUAUGCUUGCGUGCUUGAUGACUCGAGGACUUGGUUGAAAUGCGAUGUGUUGAGCGAAAGGAGUAAGAGGAGACAUUUUGAUGCAUUUACCCGGCCGCGGUGCUUCCCCACUGGCUUGUGGGUUUGUUUGAUCUGCAGGUGAACCUGAAUAUAACGAAAACGCUUCCGGCUUGAAAGUAUAGCUUUAACGUAUAUGUAUAUGUACAAGAUAUAUUGGUGAAAAAUGUUUCCAGUGAUUUACCAAAUUUAAAGCAUUGCAUGUGCAAAACAUCUAUAACUACAUAUUUUGAGCAAUGUAAAAGCAAAAAUGUUGCUCGCUAUAAUCUGAUACUUGUCCCAUCCUGCAUUUUUGGUUGCUAUACCAGCCAAAUUUGAUUCACUUAUGCCAGAUUUCGUUAUAUGAAGGUGCGGCUACUGUGAAAGCAAUGUUGCUUUCUUUUUGUUCUAAACGCUUCUCUUCCAGUUGCGAUUCAGCCUUCAGUCUUCUACCCGGCACUUGCUGCAGACGCGUUAGUCCUCUACACAGCUCUACAAUUCUUUUUAGUGAUGUGUUCAGCUUGCAUGUUUUCUAUGCAACAUUUAUAAAUAAGGUGCACUGAAGUGUUCCGACCCAAUAAACUCUUUGAUAGCACUUUUUAAUGUGGGGAGUGUCCCUUGCCUUCAACUAGGGCAAUUUCAUGUUGUCUACGACUUAUCUAUUUAAAGUAUGUAUUGCAUCACCUUCUUUUAGGGACCUCUUUCUUUUCUUCUGCAAUACCUUUUACACAUACUUUGCUGAAAUAAAAAAACAUUUCAUGAAUA